Messenger RNA from Corythoichthys intestinalis (scribbled pipefish), 5398 nucleotides. RefSeq names its product Fras1 related extracellular matrix 1a (gene frem1a). The record is from RefSeq and is a predicted model, not a curated record. The transcript has 26 exons. NCBI's taxonomy places the organism in Eukaryota, Metazoa, Chordata, Actinopteri, Syngnathiformes, Syngnathidae. Gene Ontology annotation, biological process: anatomical structure morphogenesis.
AUGAAGUCAAAGGGUCAAAGGUCGGCACUGCUUCCGUUCCUGCUUCUCGGAAUCACUUGCAAAGCUUCACUUGUAACAGUCAAUAAGGCUUUAAAGGUGGGACGGGGUCAGUCGGCCUACCUCCGGGAAGGGGACCUCCAGUUCCUUCUCCCACUUCAAAAGGAUGCGUGCAAAGUAGAAGUGGUGUUAAAUGAGCCCAUAACUCAACGAGUGGGAAAAUUGCUGCCUCAGGUAUUUAACUGCCAAUAUAGGGAGAAUGAGGUCAAAUAUGUCCAUUACGGCUCUCCACUUUUAACAGAGGACAUAGUCAAGCUUCGGUUGUAUAGGUUCACUGAGACGGACACGUAUAUUGAGCUUUUUUCCCUUCAUGUUGACAUUGUGGACUCGGACUGCAGUAUGAUAAAGCUCGGGCCUGCAUUUUUGAAGGUUCCGUUUUACGGCAUCUCUGCUAGUGUGGAUGGAAAUGUGGUCUCGUUCCACUAUGAAAGCCGGUCCAGCUUAGAGUGCAGCAUUCAUCUAAGUACCCACGAUACUCACUUGCCAGCUCACGGGCAGCUAAUUACCGGCGAGCCAGAGGAAGCCGCCAAGCGAGGAGAUGAGCCAAUGCGCUACGUUGAAGGUUAGCCUCGAUGCUGAAAGUGUUCCGUGUAAUGUCUUGAUAAAAAUGUCAUUUUUUCAGAUCAUCCGGCUAGAUGUGAUUCUGAUGUCUGCCUGAAGGGUGUGAAGCUUGUCAGAGCUUUCAAAGUAUCAUGUGACGACUUCCUAGUGAUGGGGCUGAAAUACCAGCAUAUGAGUCCUCCGUCUCCUGACAUUGACUUCAUUGCCAUCAGGCUUGACCUAAAAGACACAAGGAGUGGAAACAUAUAUAAGUCUGAACAGAUCUGGAUUCCAGUGCAAAUUACCGGUGCACUGGCAAACCAGCCCCCCGCAGUGUCGUUUAUGCCAACAUUUACCCUGGAGGUGGACCAGUUCAUCCUCACCCCGCUGUCCACUGCCACAUUAGACGGCGAAGAUGAGGAAACACCAAAAGAGAGGCUGAUUUUUAAUAUCACCAAAGCGCCUUCAAGUGGUUUCAUCACUCACCUGUCUGACCAAACUCGCCCCAUCUACUCCUUCACAUGGCUCGAUUUAAAUGCCAUGUUGAUUGCAUAUCAGCCACCAAACUCCUCUCAUACCCAACGCAGGCACUAUGAGAUGGAAAUCGACGUUCAUGAUUUUUUCUUUGAGAAGAGCCCACCAAUGACCGUACACAUGUCGGUACGGAAUGCUGACACUAACGCACCCAGAGUUUCCUGGAACAUGGGCCUCAGCUUAUUGGAAGGUCAAUCUCGUCCAAUCACAUGGGAGCAACUCCAGAUUGUGGACAAUGACAAUGUAGGCGCCGUCCGUAUUAUCACGGUGGAUGGCCUUCUACAUGGAAGACUAACUGUCAGAGGUGGAAAGGGCUUCAUGUUUACUAUCGGGGACAUUAAAGCGGGAAUUGUUUGCUAUCAUCACGAUGAUAGCGACUCCACUACUGACUUCAUCAUCUUCCGAAUAACUGAUGGACACCACCAGACCCGGCACAAGUUCCCAAUAAAGAUCCUCCCUAAAGAUGAUAGUCCUCCGUUCCUCAUUGCCAACAUGUUGCUGGAAGCGUCACAGGGUCAGACAAGUCUGUUGCAAGGCACUGCCCUUCAGGCGUCAGAUAUGGACUCUAGUAGCGAUUAUAUCCUCUUUAACAUCACCAGACCGCCACAGGCAGGCGAGAUCUUGAAGUUUCCUGGACUAGGGCUAACAGGUUAUCCAAUCAGAAGUUUUUUUCAACGGGAACUCUCUCAGUCUUUGGUUUAUUAUCGACACACUGGGAAUGAUGCGUUUGAAGACUCCUUCGAGUUUGUGCUGUCGGAUUACCAGGAUCCGCCAAACUUGUCGGAGCCUCAGAUAGCCAUGUUGCACAUUGAGCCGCUACCGCAUCAACCACCUAGAGAAGUUCCUGGCGCCAGACGGUGUCUUACGGUCAAGGAGACAGACGUGGUCCAUAUAACACAGCGACACCUUCACUUUGUAGACAAGGACACACCGGACAGUGACGUGACAUAUACGGUUACAACUCCGCCCUUCUUCAGUAAUCAGCAAAGCAGCGAAGAUGCCGGGAGGCUAUUCCUUGUCGACAGCAUACCCAAAUUCACCAAAGACACCAAUGCACCAGUGUUGAAGCUCUUUACACAGCAUGCCAUCAACUACAUGAAAGUAGCCUACAUGCCUCCAACCGUGGAUGUUGGUCCUUUUCCUCGGUAUAUCCAAUUUAUUCUCACUGUGACCAAUCAGCAUGGCAAAAAACUCGAGGGGAUCUGCUUUAACAUCACUGUGAUACCAGUCAACAACCAACCUCCGCAGGUCAUCACCAAGGCUCUGACGGUGGACGAGGGUGGGGAGUGCUGGCUUGGCCCGGAACACCUCAUUCUGUCGGAUGUGGACACUGUACAAGAAGCCUUGAAAUUGGAGCUUCUGAGUGCACCAAAGCACGGAAUGUUGCAACUUAACGGCCUUGCUCUUCAUCCUGGCCAUAGUUGUACCUUGCAUGACAUAGCUAGCCGUAAAGUUAGGUAUAGACAUGACAAUUCAGAAACUGUGGAAGACAGCAUUGAAUUGGCAGUAACAGACGGUGCUAAUAGAGUCACUUUCGUUCUGCAAGUAAAUGUAACUCCAAUCGAUGAUGAGGUACCAGUGCUGGUUUCUGGUUUGAAACCUGUCCUCACAUGUGCCGAAGGUCAGACCAUCGUCAUUUCAGCCGAGUACAUCUACGCUCUUGAUGUGGAUACCGAUAACAACAGCCUUGCCUUCCUAAUUGCACGACAACCCGUCCACGGGUCUGUGCUGAAAAACGGCGCGGUCGUUGAUCAUUUCAUUCAAUCGGAUAUCAGAGCAGGGGUGAUCAGCUACAAGCACACGGAACAGGAGAUUGGACUGAGUCCAGUCCAUGAUACUAUCACCUUUGUGAUUUCUGAUGGAGAAACAGAAAAAUCAGCAAUUUGCUGCAAUGAGAGAAAUCCGAAAAUUGCAAGCCGAGAAACAACUCUGCCUGUGUAUGAUCUCCACAUCACAAUUUUUCCAGUCAACAGCCAACCACCCUCACUUAAGACAGGGGACGUAUUCGUUGUAGAUGAAGGCGGGUCGGGCCAAGUGAAAGCGAGUCAUCUGAACGUGUACGAUGUGGAUACGAACGUUGAUGAGCUGGUGGUCAGUUUGGUUACUUCGCCUCAGUUUGGCUACCUUGAAAAUAUCCUGCCUAGACCUGGCUUUGAGAAAAGCAACAUGGGAGUGAGCAUAGACUCCUGUUCUUACAAAGACAUCAUUGGCGGUCAAAUCAAUUACGUGCAGUCCAUGCACCGAAAGCUUGAGCCGACGAGUGACCGGUUAACGCUCUGUGUGUCAGACGGCAACUUCAGCUCUGCCAGUGUCCCCUUUAACAUAAUAAUCAAGCCGACAAAUGAUGAAAUCCCAGAGUUUGUGGCUAAAAAUAUUAUGGUACAAGAGGGACAACUGAAGUAUCUGGACUUGUCUGUGUUAAAUGCAACAGAUCUGGAUGUUCCUAGGAAUGUUCUUCUCUUCCAUGUUGUUCAACCUCCUAAGUUUGGUUAUAUCAUUCGCCACAGUGGCAUCGAUAAGCACCAAGAUUCCAGUAUGCGAUCCACUGUAGUUGACUUCACAAUGGCAGAGCUAAGGAAUGGCCAAACUGUGGCAUACAUGCACGACGAUUCUGAAAAUUUGAAGGACAGCUUCACCAUCCGGUUAACAGACGGCAAACACAAAAUCCACAGACAAGUGCUGGUCGAAGUAUCGGCGGUCAAUGACGAAAAGCCUCAUUUGAUAAGAAACAAAGGACUGGAGGUGGAGCCGGGAGAGACAAGACUAAUAACCAGUGCAAUGCUCCUCGCACAGGACAGAGACACCCCCGCCUCGCAGGUCAUGUACAAGUUCAAGAGUUUACCUAUACAAGGACUUCUACAGCUUAAGCAUCUUCAGAACUGGCUACCAUUAGGUGUCGAAGGAAACUGCACCCAGGAAAUGGUGGACAUGAACCAAAUCCGCUAUGUGCACAGAGAUCCCUCCGAAACUACCACACAGGACUUUUUCGUUUUCUACCUACAUGAUGGGCAGAAUCAAUCUCCAGUACAGCAGUUCAACAUAUCCAUCAAAAAUGUAGAAAAAGGAACUCUCUCCGUCUUUGUCAGUCCCAUAAGCGUUAACCGCGGGGGUCGCGUGACUCUUACCACCGACGUUAUUUUUGCAAGGGAUGGUAGUCACCGGCCGCAGGACUUGGUCUUUGUUAUUAGCGCUCCGGCGGCGAAUGGAUAUUUGGAGAACACCAAGCAUCCAGGAGUGAGCAUUUCCACUUUCAGUCAGAUGGAUAUUGCGGCAAACCGCGUGGCUUACGUUCACGACAAGCGAGCCGGCGCACCUAUGGAAACCAUUCAGUUUGUUUUACGGAACAACAAGACAAGCCGAACGGGAAUCUUAGAGGUGUCAGUCCUAAUGGUGGAUCUCAUCCCGCCGUCACUGUACAACAAAGGCCUGGUGAUUCCCCAAGGGCUUGCCAUGAUCCUGAGUCCAGACUGCCUCGCCAUGUCAGACCCUGACACCCCAAACAGUUCUCUUGUUUUUACACUCCUACGGCCUCCUCAGCAUGGCGAGCUGCUUCUACACGGAACCGCGCUGACGGCCGGCUCCACUUUCACCCAACAAAACAUCGAGGAUUUAAAGGUCACGUAUAAGCACGACGGAAAGAAGUCACAGAUCGAUCGAUUCGAGUUCGCCGCCACGGAUAGUACCAAUCUUGGAGUUCUGCUUGAUGGGAAGUUGCAUACUGGACCAAUGUCUUUCAUAAUUCAGAUGGCAAAAAUCCCACAGUGUCCUCAGGGUUGGACCUUUCACAGCGGCCACUGCUACAUCUUUAAGAAGCACAAAGCGUCAUGGAGCGGAGCCAAUCGAAGCUGUAAAGAGAAAUAUAAAGGCUCCCUUGCCAGCGUCUUUUCGAAACGUGACAUGCUUUGGCUAUGGAACUUUGGCAGGAGGAAACCAUUUUGGAUAGGUCUCAAUGACCGAGAUGGCCGAGGAUCCUGGGAAUGGGCGGACGGUGCGAGUGUCACUUACACCAACUGGACCCGGGAACCUUCCACUUGGAUUGUGAAAGAUGGCAAAAAGUGCGUCCUUGUGUGGAGGAGGGCAAAGUGGCAAAGGAGGGAUUGCAAGAUCGGCCGAGGUCACAACUAUGUCUGCGCCGUCAAGAUUUGAAUCCAUUGCAUGUCACUCUUGAAAACAAAUACAACCUCAGGGGAACAAAGAAGCCCCGAAAAUAUUUAUUUGCUCUAACCACUGAAAGUGUUAAGUAUCAUGCAUUAUACAAACCUAUGCU